AUGUCUUGCAGGCAUAAGGUUCUAGUAAGUGAGCCAUCAAGAGUGGCCAGGCACACGGGCUAUCACCGACCAGAUAGGGCAGAAAGAGCACAAGCAUCUGGCCACGCGCAGGACGCGACUUUUGAUGACUCGGACUAUCCAGGGCCGCUAGUGUUAUCAAACGACGAGAUUGAUGCGGACCCUGAGUACCCUGCGCAGAGCCUGAAAGACUGGCAAACCUUAAUCACGCCAAAGUCUUUGCCAUCAGAAAGGAAGAAAAUAUAUGUCGCGUCUCCACCUUCGCAAACGCAUGCCUUUGCGAGUAUCGCCGCAGAGCAGGCUAUACAAACUCAUACCCCGCCGCCGAGAUUUGCAGAUAUCAUGGUAUAUCUUACCGCAUUCUAUCAAGGCUUUGAAGUUGCCGAGCUUCCGUCGUACACUCUGACUUUCGACAAGUGGGGCGAAAGAGACACCGAUCAGCAAAUUAAAACCUGUGUCGCCUUGAACACGCCUGAAGAAAGCAUACGAAUUAGGAAACGGCCCAUCUCAAACAAAGUUCAUCUAUCACAACUAAAUCUCAAUGACCUUCUGGAUGUCGCUAUUGCCGUCCUUCCAAGCGAUGCUCUUGCUUUGAUCCUUCUGAUGGGCUUUGACUUGUACGAAGAUGACGACGACGAAUUUGCCUGUGGUCGCGCAUAUGGUGGCAGUCACGUCUGCGUCGUCUCAAGCUUUCGAUACAAUCCUUACCUCGACAAAGAGCUCGGAAUCGAUCGCAGUCAUAUUUGGCCAGCAAGUCAUUGUGCGCGAUACGUGAACGCUGAAGUCGACAAGUACAUCGAGAAAGAAUCAACAUAUGGCAAGCGAAAGCGUGAAUCUGCCAUCGAUAGCUCCACCACCACUCUUGGAUCACCUCUAGCGCAAGCAGUCGCGGCGUGUGGUCCUCAAUCAUUCCCCUCGCUGUGGCUAGAACGUGUCUGUCGCACUGCAAGUCAUGAGAUUGGUCAUUGUUUGGGUAUCGAUCAUUGUAGUGCUUCCAUAGCAGAGGAUCUUCGACAACCGCCAUAUCUAUGUCCAGUUGAUGAUGCGAAGCUUAAUGCUUUAAUAGCAGCACGUGGGGACCGCGAGAAAGCUAGUACAGCAAUGCGAGAAGAUGCCUUGAUUGAGUAUACGCAACAGUAUCAGAGCUCCGGUGCUACCUACUUCAUCGCCUUCCAAGCGUGGCUGAUAGCUAGGAAGGAGAUGAGAGAGGAAGUACUCAGUCGUCACAAUGCAUCGCAAAUGGAACAUCACGAGCAAGUUCGUGCUCCAAAACAAGACGCUGUAGGAGGAGUCGACGGCUCGCAUCCCAAGCUUGAUCAUUGGAGAUCCUUGGAAGGAUUCCUGACGUCAGCCCGCCUGACCCCAUCCAUACCUAUUGAGGGGAACAUUCAGCGACAGUUUCCUCUAGGCAGCAUUAUUAACAAUCGCUUAUCUGGCUUCGAACAAACGAUUGAUGAAGCUUUGAGUAGAUAUUAUCGCAUCAGCGAGUCUGUCAAGAUGACGACGUGUGGAUAUCUCCUGUGGAAAGCGCUACUGGCUGUCGCUCUGCUGUCGGCGCUGUACUCCAUCUGCUCGCCGUGGCGGCUCGCCUUAGAUCUAGGAUGUACGCAAGGAGAGAUGCUGGACGACUAUCGGAAUAUUCCACCAAGCAGUAAGCUCGAAUGGUACCCUUGCUUUGAGGACUUUCUCUGCGCCAAGUUUCGAGUUUCGAUGAACCACAACAGAUCGAUGGCGCUGUCAGAUGGCGAAGGCGCGGUGGUAGACAUUGCACUGAUCAUGGUGGGUUACCAAGAGUACGUCUUGCAUGAGGAUCGAUCUCUGACAUUUCAAUGCAAGUUACCUGGACGGGAUCAUGUCAAGCAUAACAACUACUCAAUCUCACCCCUCAUUGUCAACCCCGGCGGCCCAGGAGCUAGUGGUGUUGAGUUCGUGAGGCAGCUCGGAUGGGCGAUUCGGAACAUCACCGGCGAUGAUCAAGAUAUAGUUGGCUUCGACCCAAGGGGAACUGGAUACACCAAGCCAACAGCUGAUUGUUACACUUUCUCACCCUCGGAUCUGCCAGUCACAGAUGCCGAAAUACUGAGAGGUGAAUAUAACAGAGUUCAAUUCAUCAUUGCCAACGAGGAGUUGGGACUUGUCAAUUCGAGUCAGGGAGCAUUGAGACAACGAGACGAAGCGAACAGAGCGGUGGCAGAGCUCUGCAAGAUGAAAGACGAGAUCGAGGGAGAUGGAAGUAUUUUGCGAUAUCUUGACGCGCAAAGUGUGGCUAGAGAUUUGCUAGCUGUAGUUGAUGCUUGGGGUAGAUGGCGCGACACUCUUUUCACGAAACAGGAUGAACUAGAGGUUGAGGGGAGCACAAAAGGUCAAUUGGUCUAUCUUGGUUACUCUUACGGGACUUGGCUGGGAGCAACAUUUGCGGCAAUGUUUCCUGAUCGUGUAGGCAGGAUGGUCCUGGAUGGUGUAGUCGACGUCGAACAAGCUCACGAGCCCUUUCCUUUGACCACGCUCAGAGACACAGACAAGGUUUACAGUCUCUUCUUCAUUUACUGCGCUCAAGCGGGGCCGGAAGUUUGUGUCUUUGCUCGAGACGGCGACUCAGUUUCUGAUCUGCGAGCUCGCGCCCGAAUGGUCAUGAACAGGUUGGAGCAAAACUCAUUAUUUGGCGUGAACACGCGGACCUACACACCAUCGAUAGUGACUUGGAGCAUGAUUCACUCUAUCACUUUUGGGACACUUUACAGCCCAGUCCUACUCUUCCCUCUCCUCGCAGCCUUCUACGAUCUGCUCUACCGAGAGGAAUACCACACGAUCCAUGCUAGUCUAUCACAGCUUCGCGACAGAACAAAGCCUUGCACAUAUUGCUCAAGUCAAUCACCUUCAUCCUUUAACGUCGGAGAUGCCGCGACAGCGAUACGAUGCUUAGACUUCCGACCUCUAAACGAUACACUCGCAGGACUGGAAGAUCACUACCACAACCUAUCUCGCAUCUCGGACUUUGCAAACGUCUUUAUGCCAGUAGGAAUGUCGUGUAAUACCUGGCCCAUCCGUCCUGCAACACCACAACUCCCUCUUUUCACCUCUUCUGCAUCCAUCAAUACUUCCUUCCCCUUGCUCUCCAUCAGUAACACCCAUGACCCAAUCACACCACUGCAAAAUGGGAUUACAAUGGCCAAACGCUUCUCGGGAGCUGGCUUCAUAGAGCAGAUGGGAGAAGGCCAUUGCAGUUUUGCUGAGAUCAGUCUUUGCACGAUUGAUAAGAUGAGGAUUUAUCUAAGACAUGGUAUUGUGCCUGCAGCUCCAAAGUACAAUGACGUAGAGGAUCUUGGGGAUGGUUUAUGGGAUAAAUGCGAGGUCGAUGAGAAACCUUGGAAGCGCUUUGAUGAUGAGGUGUCUGUGAGGAGUGAACGGGAUUCCAAUGCCGCUGCUGCAUGGAGAGAUGUUCAAGCAUAUAUGGCGAGACAGUUUUCUGAUCGGAGUUAG
Messenger RNA from Aureobasidium subglaciale EXF-2481, 3498 nucleotides. RefSeq lists its product as uncharacterized. Gene Ontology annotation, biological process: proteolysis. The transcript is spliced from 4 exons. Lineage: Eukaryota; Fungi; Ascomycota; Dothideomycetes; Dothideales; Saccotheciaceae. The record is from RefSeq and is a predicted model, not a curated record. Bases 1 to 3498 code for a protein of 1165 amino acids. Gene Ontology annotation, molecular function: metallopeptidase activity.